UCAUCCUGUUAGGACCCAAAACAAAAGCAUUAGAGAAUACAUAAUAAAAAAAGAAAAGAGGAGGAACCACAGACACUAGAAAAUCUCUCUCGCACAAAACCGAACCCUAACCCAAACCAUUCUUCUCUCUCGCUUUCUUUCUUUAUUUUUCUUUUUCCGGAAAUCGCAUUUGGAUGUUCUAAUUCAACCACCAGCGUUGUAGAUCUGAUAAGGGCAAAAGGUUUGAAGGUUGUACAUAUGGAGACAUUGUUAACUUGGAACACUGGCUAGAUUUAGUGCUUUUGAAAGUUUGUCAGAGAUAUUUGAUGGAUGAUGAUAAUACAGGUAGAUAAAAUGUCUGCUCCUUCUUCAAGGGAGCGUGCUCAGCAGCUGUAUGAUAAGAUAAAUGAGUUGGAGAAUAAGCGUCGGAGGUCAGCCCAGGCUCGAAUUCCAUCAGACCCAAAUGCAUGGCAGCAGAUACGGGAGAAUUAUGAGGCAAUAAUUCUUGAAGACCAUGCUUUUUCUGAGCAGCACAAUAUUGAAUACGCCUUGUGGCAGUUGCAUUACAAGAGAAUUGAGGAGCUAAGAGCACAUUUCAAUGCUGCUCUUUCUUCUUCUGGUUCAAACUCUUCUCAAAAUGUGAAGGGCCCCGCGCGACCUGAUCGAUUGACAAAAAUAAGGCUGCAGUUUAAGACUUUUCUUUCGGAAGCCAGUGGUUUUUACCAUGAUUUAAUUGUGAAAAUCAGAGCAAAGUAUGGGCUUUCCCUGGGUUAUUUCUCUGAGGAUUCAGAUAACCAAAGCUUUACGGAGAAAGAUGGGAAAAAAUCUGCUGAAGUAAAGAAAGGUUUGAUAUCCUGUCAUCGUAGUUUGAUAUACUUGGGUGACCUUGCACGUUACAAAGGAUUGUAUGGAGAAGGUGACUCAAAGACUCGAGAGUUCACCGCAGCUUCGAGUUACUAUAUGCAAGCUGCUUCUCUUUUGCCAUCUAGUGGGAAUCCACAUCAUCAGCUUGCUAUUUUGGCUUCUUAUUCGGGUGAUGAAUUGGUGGCUGUUUAUCGGUAUUUUCGUAGUCUGGCAGUGGAUAGUCCCUUCUCAACUGCGAGAGAAAACUUAAUUGUUGCAUUUGAAAAGAACCGUCAUAGUUAUUCUCAACUCUCUGGGGAUGCUGUUGCACGAGGGGGCAAGGAUUCCCCUGCAAAAUUGUCUGGCAAAGCUAGAGGGAAAGGGGAGGGAAAGCAUGUAUCCAAAGAUACAAAUGCUGAAACUAAACUUGUCAAGGAAGGAGUAUCUAGUAGUCAAGAGAGCUAUAAAUCAUUUUGUGUCCGGUUUGUACGUCUAAAUGGCAUUCUUUUUACUCGCACAAGCUUGGAAACUUUUGCUGAAGUGCUCUCUUUGGUGAGCGGUGGCUUGCGUAAGUUUCUGUCAUCUGGACCAGAAGAGGAGCUUAUUUUUGGCGCUGAUGCUGUUGAGAGUGGACUUAUUGUGGUUAGGCUUGUGGCCAUUCUUAUAUUCACAGUUCACAAUGUGAAUAGAGAAUCUGAGGGCCAGACAUAUGCAGAAAUUCUACAACGGAAUCUACUCUUAAAGAAUGCAUGCAUUGCUGUUUUUGAGUUGAUGAGCCACAUAAUGGAAAGAUGUGUGCAGCUGCACGAUCCUUCUUCAAGUUUCCUCUUACCUGGCAUUCUAGUUUUUGCUGAAUGGUUAGCUUGCUGUCCAGAUGUUGCAGCUGGUAAUGACGUGGACGAGAAACAUGGUGCUGUUAGAUCAAAAUUUUGGAACCUCUUUAUUUCAUUUUUGAAUAAGCUCAUGUCAUCUGGUUCAGUUUCCAUAGAUGAUGACGAAGAUGAGACUUGCUUUAAUAACAUGAGUAAGUAUGAAGAGGGAAAUACAGAAAACCGGUUGGCUUUGUGGGAGGACUUUGAGUUGAGAGGUUAUGUGCCACUUAUUCCUGCUCAAACCCUUUUAGAUUUUUCCAGAAAACAUUCGUUUGGAAGUGAUGGUCAGAAGGAAAAAAAGGCCCGUGUGAAAAGGACCUUUGCAGCAGGCAAGGCUCUUGCUGGCAUUGUCAGGGUUGAUAAAAAAGCGAUCAGUUUCGAUUCAAGGAUAAAGAAGUUUGUUAUUGGUGCUGAUCCUGAAAUGUUGGAUAACAUGGCACAUGCAUUUUCAGGCAUUCCGAAUAAAGAUAAUCCAGGACAAGAAAAUCAAGCUGCUGACAAAGCAACAAAUAUGGCAAUUGCACAGACAAAUCGGCAGCUUCUUAUAGAAGGAGAUGAGGAGGAUGAAGUGAUUGUCUUCAAGCCAAUAGUGGCUGAGAAGCGAUCUGAAGCUGUUGAUUCUAAUUGGGCAGCAACCUAUGAGGGUCUGAAGCCUAGUCAGAAUGCUUCUGCAGGUGAUAUGGCCUUCAGUGGCAGCUCCAUUUCAGCUCCUCCUGUUCCCCAGCAUUUUCAACCAGUUCAACCUUAUGUAUCAAAAUGGAUGAUGGGAGAAGAAGCCUUUCUUGCUAACAGCUUAAAUGGUUUGAGGUUCACGGGGAAUGGGCAUUUAGUAAAAUCUGAAAUUCAAGAAAAUCAUCCUCCUAUGCCUUCAGUUCCAGUUCAACAGUCUUUCAAUGUUUCUAAUGGUGGUGCUUUUUACAAUCACACAAAAGCAGCUCCAGAUACUUUCGUCCCAUCCAUGCAUGAUGUCAUUGCAUCUUCUGGAGCAAUCGCAAAUAGUUUUGCUGUAAAGACAUCUGCUACAUCCACUGGUUCACGAAAAAAUCCUGUAAGUCGUCCGAGCAGACACCUUGGCCCCCCUCCCGGUUUUAGCCGUGUUCUUCCUAAACAAGUAAAUGAAUCUGUUUCUGGUUCUGAUCUGGCAAGUGAAAGCCCCAUGCUGGAUGAUUAUAGUUGGUUGGAUGGAUAUCAGGUGCCCUUGUCCACAAAAAGUUCUGGCCUCAAUAAUUCAAUUAAUUAUCCAUCACAUUCAAACCCACAUUCUGUCUCUAUUGGCAAUGGCUUGCCUGGAACUAUGAACUUCCCAUUCCCUGGGAAGCAGGUUCCAACCAUGCCAUUCCAAUCAGAUAAGCAAAAUGGGUGGCAAGAUUACUCAAUGCUUGACAGUCUUAAAUUACAACAUGAACAGCAGCUGCAGUUACAGCAACAGCAAGCCACUAAUGGGAAUCAGCACUUCAAUCCACCGCCCGAGCAAUAUCAAGGACAGUCUGGCUGGACUGGUCGUUACUUUGUGUGAUGUCAAUACAGGAGUAUAAAUGGGUCCUGAGAAUUGUUCUGGUAAUUACUGCAUCCUUUUGCUGCCAAUUUUAAACUCCAAAUUUGAAGCCUUAUCAGUGUUGAAGUUGAUGGAGCCUUGGUGGCCUUGGCUUCUUGCAGGAAGUUGCUAGUACACAGAUUUCGUUGAGCUUUCCUGCUCUCGGAGGGAUGAGAAAUACAGAGAUCUGAAUCAUGAUGCGAAGCUCCUAAUAUAUGCAUUAUCUGGUUAUCUGGGGUGAAUUAAACGUGUUUAAUAGUAACAUCAUCCGUUGGUUUUGGGGCUGUUGUCUUGUGCAAUUUGGUGGAAUAAAAAUGGCAUACUCACCAUUCCCAUUAAACUCUUGAAUCAGUGUUACCUCAGGUGGCAGCUGAUAAUGGUUAGGCUAACCUGAGGUUUGUGGCAGAAAGCUUUGGGGAAGCUGAGUUGGACUUGGUUAAUGGAAAUGGUACUUGGUGUUUAGAAAUGGGAUAAAUAGCAGAUUGUGAUAAUGACACUGAAAAAUGGUAUAUUUGGUGUUAGAGUAUAUUCGUGUCGUGGUAUAUAUAUAUGGUCGUUGUGGUCUCCCAGUUUAAGACUUGUUGUCUUUGUUUUUAAGCUAAAUAAUUAGUGACGGUUAAUCAAGUCGAGUUUCAAUCGAACUUGUGAAAUAGCGUGUUAAAACAUUGCACUAAAUUUGUUUUUUUUUUCUUUUUCUGUUUUUGACUUCAAAAUUGAUUGGAGAUCACAAACGAGUUUUAUCAUUUUCAAAA
Humulus lupulus (European hop) is the source of this 3980-nucleotide messenger RNA. Its product is annotated as nonsense-mediated mRNA decay factor SMG7. Gene Ontology annotation, biological process: nuclear-transcribed mRNA catabolic process, nonsense-mediated decay. Bases 310 to 3210 code for a protein of 966 amino acids. The transcript is spliced from 9 exons. The record is from RefSeq and is a predicted model, not a curated record. Lineage: Eukaryota; Viridiplantae; Streptophyta; Magnoliopsida; Rosales; Cannabaceae. Gene Ontology annotation, cellular component: telomerase holoenzyme complex. Gene Ontology annotation, molecular function: telomerase RNA binding; protein binding; telomeric repeat DNA binding.